AUGGAUCUUAUAUUAUAUAAUGACAAUUUAACAGAAAAGAAAACAGAGAAGGAAAAUGUAAUAGAGCAUGGUCGUGGUUUUAAAAGAUGGUAUCCAUAUAUUGACAAUGGAGGAACUGUCAUUGGCUUAACUGGUAAAGAUUAUGUUAUUCUAGCUGCAGAUACAAGAUUAUCUUUAUCAUAUUCAAUAUAUACAAGAUUCUGCCCAAAGAUAUCUAAAUUGACUGAUAAGUGUAUUAUAGGUUCCUCAGGAAUGCAGUCUGAUAUAAAAACACUCCAUUCAUUAUUACAAAAAAAAAUUCAAUUGUUUGUUUUGGAACACUCCCAUUAUCCAGACAUUCAUGUUAUAGCUAGAUUGUUGUGUGUAAUAUUAUAUAGUAGAAGAUUUUUCCCGUAUUAUGCUUUUAAUAUCUUAGCAGGAGUCGAUGAAAAUAAUAAAGGAGUCUUAUACAAUUAUGAUUCCGUUGGUUCAUAUUGUGAAGCAACCCACUCCUGUGUUGGUAGUGGUUCCCAAUUAAUAUUACCAAUAUUAGAUAAUAGAGUUGAACAAAAAAAUCAACUAAUUAAAAAUACCAAUUUUAAUUUGGGUGAUGAUAUUAAUUUUGUUAAGGAUGCUAUUACUUCAGCAACUGAAAGAGAUAUUUAUACAGGAGAUAAAACGUUAAUUUAUGUAAUUGAUAAAAUGGGAAUAAAUGUAAACACUUUGGAUUUAAAACAAGAUUAA
Plasmodium reichenowi is the source of this 723-nucleotide messenger RNA. RefSeq names its product proteasome subunit beta type-1, putative. Gene Ontology annotation, cellular component: proteasome core complex. NCBI's taxonomy places the organism in Eukaryota, Apicomplexa, Aconoidasida, Haemosporida, Plasmodiidae. Bases 1 to 723 code for a protein of 240 amino acids. The transcript has 4 exons. The record is from RefSeq and is a predicted model, not a curated record.